AUGGGAUUCCUCAUGCCUCCGAUUCGCAUGGCAGGACUCCCCGACUUCCACAGAGUCCAGGCGGAGGAGAGCCAAAUCGAGCUGUCGAUGAGCAGACCACUUUUCCAGAAGCAGUUAUGCCAGGGCUUGAAGUACAUGGAGCUGUGGGACGAGUAUGUCACGGCGAAGAACCGGCAAGCGCCAGUGACAGCGAACAUGGCCUGGCACACUGCGUCAGUCUGGGUUCGCUCAGAGGCCGAGAAGGCGAUUGUGGGCAGCACAAUUGACACCAUCAUCAUUGCCACCUGCUCGGGCUGGGCUGGAGUAUUCAUCUUCACCUUCGACUUCUGGCUGGCAGUGAUCGUGACCUGUGUGGUGCUUGUGGUGAUCACUGGCUUGGCCUUCUUCAUUGUUUGCAUCAUGGGCUGGGCAAUCGGGCCCAUAGAGGUGAUAUCGUUGGUGGUCUUCGUGGGCUAUUCCGUCACUUAUGCCCUCCAUAUUGCCCACAACUACAACCAGAUGCUGGCGUCCGACAAGGACGUUCUGGAAGCCGAGGAGAAGGCUCGCAAGAAGGAGAUGAACCGCAACCUGGCCAAGGCUGCUCGAGAGCGCGCGGCUCGUGGGCAGCUGGAUGACGACGCGGAGGACGUGGCUGACGUGCAGCUCUCUGUGGAUAACAUUCAGGUCUCACCCGAAGACCUCCAUGGGCCGCUGCUCCGAAAGGCGCGCACGCGCGUGGCUGUGCUGCAUGUGGGUGGCGCCACCCUGAGCUCCGCCCUGUCAACUGCCGGAAGCAGCGCUUUCCUGCUCUUUUGCACACUGACCAUUUUUGUGAAGCUUGGGGCGGUGGUGGUGGCUGUGACGGUGCUGUCCAUCCUCGGGGCCAUCGUUACGCUCCCCGCUGCGUUGAUGCUGGUGCGCUUGGGAGGGAAGUACCCACCAGGCGAUGUGUGCACUCUGAUCAACGCCGCCAGCGUGGACGAGUGCAGCGCUUGUGGCUGGGCCUGCCCCAAGGGGAGCAAUUUGGACAGCGACUUGGAGCUGGCGUGCCGAGAUGCCGCGGAGCAGAUCUGGAGCGAGGCCUCCCUGAAGGUGCUCCUGAUGCUGGUGGGCAAUGUGCUGGAGCAUCCUGGUGAGACCAAGUAUCAUGGGCCCAUCCGGAAGUCCAACCAGCGUAUUGCCGCUCAUGUGUUGCCUGUGCCCGGCGCUGUCAAGGCCCUUCAGCUCGCAGGUUUCCAGGAGGACACGGAGGGCUUCUUCCUGCCGUGGGUGCGGCCGGGCGCGCUGCGCCAAGUGCACGCGGCCCUGCGGCGCCAGGAGGCCACGCUGGCGGCCGGGGCCGCGAAAGCGAAGCCUCGGCCGGCUUUAGCAUCCUCCAAGCCGAAAUUUGAUGAGAAUCUGCUUCGAGAGAUUCAAGCGGAAGCACAGUACCAGGCCCAGCUCCGCACACCCGGCGCCCCGUCCGCGCCGAAGCCGGCGCCGGCAGCGGCUCGGUCCACCGGAGAUCUGCGGCUGCGCCUCCGCGUGCAGCUGAUGGGAUCGCUGGAGCUGAAAGUGCCCAGCACCACUCGGGUGGCGGACUUCCAGGGCCAAAUCAAGCAGCUCACUGGAGUGCCAUCGCACCAUCAACGGGUUCGUUUCGGCUUCCCCUCGCGUGUCUUGGAAGGGAACGACGCCUCAUUGGCGGACGUGGGCCUGCAAGAUGGGGAGCUUUUGAUCCUGGAGGACCUCCAUGACCUUUUCUUAGGCAACUUGGAGAGUGGGCAGUUUACCAUGGAAGAGAUGCUGGGCAAGCUGCCGCCGGUCUCAGAGGAGGAAAGCACAGAGUCAUUGUUCUUCGACGUUCUCUCGGCCUUCCAAAUUGGUAUGCUUGAGAUGGACUUCUGGCGCACGAUGCGACGGAAGCUACGUGAAGCGCUCGCGGGAAAGGAGGAGGAAAUGGAGAAGUUGGCGGUGGGUCUGUACAAACUUCAGCGGCUGUUCCGGCACCACGACUCACGCCAGAGGCUUCAUUUGAUCCUCUCCUCGCUGCCGCGGUCACGGCACGCCAACAAGAUGAAUGUGAAAAGAAGCUCGUUCCUCUUCUCGGUGGCAUGUCAAGUGGGGGACAUGGAGCGCGGUGCGAUGCUCUCGCGGCUGUGCAUCAGCUACGACGGCGAGAAGGGUGUUGAUGCUGGCGGCCUGACGCGGGACUUUUUCACCAGCUUCGGGCUGCAUUUAGCAGAGGAGCCCAACCUCUUCCAGCCCACUGGUCGAGGAGGGUUGCACCCCACUCGCCGCUCCCGGCCAAAGCAGCCCACAGACCUGCGCACGCCUAGCCACCUGAUGUACAAAGUUUGUGGGCGAGUUUUUGCUAUGGCCAUUCUGCACGGGUGCAAGGUUGGCCGCCGCCUGUCGCGGCCAUUUGUGCGCAACCUGCUGGGCGCGGCCUCCAGCCUCACCCUCCAGGAGUUGCAGGAGGAGCUGAAUUUCGAGGCCGGGGAGGAGAGGGACUUCCGGGGCAGCCGGGAGUUCCUGGAGAAGCCGCUCAAGGAGCUGGGCCUUGAGGGCGUGUUGACCUUCCAAAACCAGGGCGAAGAGCUGGAGCCAGGAGGCGCACAGAGGGAGGUCACCGAUGAGAACAAGGAAGACUGGCUGAUGAAGACCCUCCGCUGGGAGCUGUUCGGGGCUGCCAACUACGCAGCCGGCUGGUUCCGGGCUGGCCUCAUCGAUGUCCUGGGCGGCCACAAGACGAUUUGCCCUUUGCUUUGCCUGUUCGAUGCGGGGGACCUCAUGGAGCUUUGGGGCACUGGCGGCAUAGCGCGACAGGAGCUAAAGCAGUGGAAGGCGGUGACAUCUCUGAAUCCCAGCAUCCAGCAGCAAGGCGCCUGGUUCUGGCAGGUCCUGGAGGAAGACUUUGAUGAUGAGUUGCGGGGCAAGGUGCUGCAGUUUGCCACCGGCUCCUCCAGCAUCGGGCGCCAGGGUCUGGUGGACUUCCGACUGGAGCCGGGGGACGGAGGAGAUGGUCGAUUGCCCACGGCCAUGACCUGCGGGCAUCUGCUGCAGCUGCCGCGCUACUCGAGCCGCCAGCAGCUGCGUCGGCAGCUGCAGCAGGCCGUCGAGUCCACCGGCUCCUUUGAAAUGCUCUGA
Molecule: messenger RNA, 3108 nt
Organism: Effrenium voratum
Lineage: Eukaryota; Dinophyceae; Suessiales; Symbiodiniaceae
Source: the annotation of a GenBank genome assembly